Molecule: messenger RNA, 414 nt
Organism: Penaeus vannamei (Pacific white shrimp)
Lineage: Eukaryota; Metazoa; Arthropoda; Malacostraca; Decapoda; Penaeidae
Source: RefSeq, a predicted model, not a curated record
AUCAUCACGACGCCGCGCCAGUGGAUACCAGGAGAAAAGAACCAGGUUUGCGUAAACGUACCGGACACCACGGCAGAGGCUGGCGUCAUCACCUUGUACAUGAGGACGACUGAUUACAAUUGGCAGGGCAGAAGGAACGUCACCAUUCUCCCUGAAACGACAUUUGAGAUCCCCGCUGGUCAGAUCGAGGCCUGCCAGCAAGUGACCGCUCCGAGACGUUCCGAUUACCACGCUGACCUUUCCCUUACUGGGCGAGUGGGCGGGGCUGACCUGAAGGAGACCCUGGAUAUUGAUUUAAAGGGAACCCAUAACCUGACCAUCAUCCAGACGGACAAGUUCCUGUACGAGCCAGGUCAAGAGGUCAAGUUCCGGGUCCUUACAAUUCACGGGUCAAUGGGUCAGGUCGUUACAGAU